This is a messenger RNA of Brassica napus (rape), 1716 nucleotides long. RefSeq names its product CLAVATA3/ESR (CLE)-related protein 42. Bases 1241 to 1498 code for a protein of 85 amino acids. Lineage: Eukaryota; Viridiplantae; Streptophyta; Magnoliopsida; Brassicales; Brassicaceae. The transcript has a single exon. The record is from RefSeq and is a predicted model, not a curated record.
UGCAAAUUCAUCAAGCCAAUGUUUUUUAGUUAUAUCUUAAAAACAUUUCAUGCACCGGACGAUAAUUAGCCGAGAUGCCAAGUCAAUGCCUACGGCUGCUGAUACAUUAUUGACUUAUUGUCAUUCGCUAAGAUUAUGAUAACCUGUAAGAGCAAGAUUAAUGGAGGUUUUUAGAGUAGAGUUCUUAGCAGAAUAUAAGAAAUCGUCUUUUAACUUUUAACUAAAAAAAGUUAAGAACCAGUUUAUAUUCUGCUAAGAACUUCACUAUAAGACCCUUCAUUAAUCAUGCUCUAAGUAAUCAAGUCCCGUUCACAUGGUUUCUUAAGAUAAAAUAUUUUAAAUCAAAACUCUACUUAAUAAUAUUUAUUCUAGUUUUCUUUCUAAUAACUCCGACACUCCCUCUUUUCCAAUUGAUUUGAUUUUCCAAAUCUUUUCACCAGUGACCUGAAAAUUGUCCAAAUAAGAACAUGACAUCGUUAAAUCUUGUCAUGGAAGAGACUCUUUGUCUUUUUUUUGGCUCAUGAUAUUCGGUAAAUAACUUUUUUUCUCGUUCUCCUUUUCUCCACCCCUUUCCUUUUUCUUUUGUUUGAAUUAUCAGUGUUAGUUGAUUAGAAUCAAGUCAUCAACUAUAUGUUAAAAAUAGUGAAGAAACAAAAACUUGUUCAUCAGCUUGUGUUUGUCUCCGACACCUCCAAAUCAAUGCUCAAAUGUCUUUUUUCCCGUCAAAGUCGAUGGCUUUCAGUUUUACCUCCUAUAUACAGAAUCAUAUUCUUUGCAAUAAAUUUUUAACUUUCUUUUUUUUUAUAAUUUGUGUAAAUUAUAAAUAUCUUUUGUUUUUAUUUUAGUUAUAAAUAUCUUCAAGAAGAAAUUAACAUCGAGUCUUUUAUAUAAAAGUGACGUCAUAUUUAAAAAGACUGUAACCCCUUUGAUUUUUCAGUCUCAAGACUCAAUCAAUCCUCAAAGUUCGCAUUCACACACAGACAAAGUAAAAAAAUUCGUACCAUCUUUGCUUUUUCUUUUAUUUUCUUUAUUUUCCUCUUGCACUUUCCACGCAUUAAUACACCAAAGAAAAAACAUUUCCACAAAACAAUCUCACACAUCUCUCUCUACCAGUAAGAACACUCAUUUCUUGAUCUUUCAAGAGCUCAGUAAUUCUGUAUAACCUGAAUAAACUCUCUUUUGUUUUGUGUGUGUUCUUCUUGUAAUAUCAGCUCAUAAUCUUAUACUUAUAUAACAUGUGAUGCGAUCUCCUCACAUCAUCGUUUCACUUGUUCUCUUCGUCUUCUUUUCUCUAAUCCUCCAAACCCAUCAAAGAACCAUUGAUCAAACUCACCGGGAUGCCUCGCACGUCAAUGAUGUGGCGGUGACUUCGCCUGAAGGGAGAAGAAGAGAGAGCUUUAGGGUUCGGCGGCCGAUGACCACAUGGCGGAAGGGGAAGAUGCUCAAUGACAGUGAACAUGGAGUCCCAAGUGGUCCGAAUCCCAUCUCCAAUAGGUAGAACCGUAUACUAUACUGUAUAUUAUUAGAGAUAUUAUUGUAUGGAUAUUUUGCCUUGUAGUCUAGUAUAUCUUUUUGCUUAUGAGGUCACACGUACAAAAGUCAUCGAAAUCUUACAUGUUGUCUGUUAACUCAAAGUUUGGAAAUUCUAAUUUUGCAGGUGAUAUUGUUUUGUGGGAGUUACGUGGAAAAUAAUAUAUCUCACUGUAAUUUAAUUAA